Messenger RNA from Diceros bicornis minor, 2427 nucleotides. RefSeq names its product neurotrimin (gene NTM). The coding region runs from base 86 to 1153 and encodes 355 amino acids. Gene Ontology annotation, cellular component: neuron projection. The transcript has 8 exons. The record is from RefSeq and is a predicted model, not a curated record. Lineage: Eukaryota; Metazoa; Chordata; Mammalia; Perissodactyla; Rhinocerotidae.
CUCUCGCCCCACCCACUUCCUGUGCUCGCCCGGGGGGCGUGUGCCGAGCCGCUGCCGGAGUCCUGGGAAGUUGUGGCUGUCGAGGAUGGGGGUCUGUGGGUACCUGUUCCUGCCCUGGAAGUGCCUCGUGGUCGUGUCUCUCAGGCUGCUGUUCCUUGUACCCACAGGAGUGCCCGUGCGCAGCGGAGAUGCCACCUUCCCCAAAGCUAUGGACAACGUGACGGUCCGGCAGGGGGAGAGCGCCACCCUCAGGUGCACGAUUGACAACCGGGUCACUCGGGUGGCCUGGCUAAACCGCAGCACCAUCCUCUAUGCUGGGAAUGACAAGUGGUGUCUGGACCCACGUGUGGUCCUUCUGAGCAACACUCAAACCCAGUAUAGCAUCGAGAUCCAGAAUGUGGAUGUGUAUGACGAGGGCCCGUACACCUGCUCUGUGCAGACGGACAACCACCCAAAGACCUCGCGGGUCCACCUCAUUGUGCAAGUGUCUCCCAAAAUUGUAGAAAUUUCUUCAGAUAUCUCCAUUAAUGAAGGGAACAAUAUCAGCCUCACCUGCAUAGCAACAGGUAGACCAGAACCUACAGUUACCUGGAGGCACAUCUCCCCCAAAGCUGUGGGCUUUGUGAGUGAAGAUGAAUAUUUGGAAAUCCAGGGCAUCACGCGGGAGCAAUCGGGGGACUAUGAGUGCAGCGCCUCCAAUGAUGUGGCUGCACCAGUGGUACGGAGAGUAAAGGUCACCGUGAACUAUCCGCCAUACAUUUCAGAAGCUAAGGGUACAGGCGUUCCCGUAGGACAAAAGGGGACACUGCAGUGUGAAGCCUCAGCAGUUCCCUCGGCAGAAUUCCAAUGGUACAAGGAUGACAAAAGACUGAUUGAAGGAAAGAAGGGGGUCAAAGUGGAAAACAGACCUUUCCUCUCAAAACUCAUCUUCUUCAAUGUCUCUGAACAUGACUAUGGGAACUACACUUGUGUGGCCUCCAACAAGCUGGGUCACACCAAUGCCAGCAUCACACUAUUUGAGGUGAAAACUACAGCUCUGACCCCUUGGAAAGGCCCGGGCGCAGUCAGCGAGGUGAACAACGGGACGUCGAGGAGGGCAGGCUGCAUUUGGCUGCUACCUCUUCUGGUCUUGCACCAACUCCUCAAGUUUUGAUGUGAGUGCCACUUUCCCACUGGGGAAAUGCUGCCACCACUGCAACCACCAACACAACAGCAAAGCAACUCCGACAGCAGCAAGCGCAAACCCGUUUCUAAAUACGAUACCGUCAAACAACAUUCAGAGAAACAGAGUCCAAUGGGACACAAAUUCGAGGGAGGGGACAAAGAAUACUUUGGGAAAACAAGUUUUAAAAGGAAAUCGAAAGUCACCUUGCAGGCCUUGCAGAUAUGUAGGUACAGCUGAGUUUUCUUUCUUUUCCUAAACGGGAAGAACACACACCUGGCUUUGGACUCACCUGCAAGCUGCAUUGCAUGACCUCUUUGUUACCACGGGGGCGAGGGCUCAGCCAUUCUGCCCACUAACAUGCCCCCACCAAGGAAAAUUCUGCAGUCGGCCAUCCCAAAUUCAAUCAGUCGAUAGAGAUGAACACAGUGAGACCUGUGGGCCCAGAUGUGCCACUGCGGCCCCUUUCGUAGACUGUGCCACUAUUGGGUGUGUUAUGAAACACAAAAUUUAAAAAAAACAAAGAAAAAGGAAACUAAACAAGACAGCCUGACAGCUACAACAAUCCCACAAUCAACAGUCACAAAAGAUAUUGUUAAACUUUUUUUUUUUUCAUUUUACUACAUGGACAUCAUGGAUAAUAAGGGAUUCUGAUUCAUUAUUAAUUUUAUUAAUUAUAUUUUCUGAUAUGAGUCUAGAACUUAGUGCAAAAACAAGACAAAACUAAAAAAAUACACAAAUGAAAGGGGUGAAGAGAAGUAUGUUUGGUAAAUAUUAAAAAUGAAUAGUGUACUUCUUAACUAGGUUUACAACUGGUGGACCACACACCAGGCAUUAACCACCUGGUGAGGAUUUGGCAAAUCCACCAAAAAAACAUGCUUACGAUUUAACCAACAUCUCCACCAGCGCUACAGAUUUCUCCUUAUUCUGGCAUUUAAUGCAGAAAAAUACUGUGCUUCUACAUGCUGUUUAGAAAUGGAAGGGUGAUCUGCACUGUAUCUUGAGUUUGUUGGCUAUGCUUCUUUCGAUGACAUAUAUUAUACAGUAUAUAUACACAUAUAUUUUUUUUGUUAGAGUUCUAGCCAUUUUAUUUCUCAGCAGGGUCCUUUCUCAGACAUUACUGCAUGCUGUAUAUGGCGUUAGCUGUGUGUUGAUCUUCUAAAAGAUGAUAGAGUUUACUGGUAAUUGUGUAAUCAGCUCCUGCCUUUUUAUUUUCUUGGGUUAUUUACAUGUCAGAGACAUUUAUAAAAAGAGAAAAAAAAACA